AUGGAUCACGAAACGCCCUCAAAAGUCAUCGAUGUGCAGGAGUAUCACAAGGACUUGGAGGGUAUCCACCUCAAAGUGAACGCCGUCAAAAAGGCGACUUUCACCGACACGCCAUCUAGCAAUGGGUCCAAGACGUCGAGCGGGAAUGGAUCACCAUCUCACACCCCAGAGGAGCGGCGAGAGCUGGCAAGAGAGCGUUGCGUACGCGCACUCAAGGCCGACCCGCUCUCGAGGCUCACAAUGAAUGCUGGACACACUCCGACCGUAUCCAUGUCCUUUGCAAGUACUGGUGCGACCAACACUGUCACCAGUAGCGGGUCCAAUACACCAACGCUGGUUAGUGGUGACGGGGCUAUCAGCUCCGAUGGGAACGACGGCAACGAUGGUCGCGAGUCUAAAGAGCCUGCUGAGCCGGUGGGGACCGCCAUUGACGAUGCCGACCAUGGCCCUGCCAUCAUGGAACCCUCAGAUGAGGACCCGGAACUCAAGGGCCCACUGACGCUGCGCAACAUACCUGCCAAAGAUGAGAUCUUCCUGCGAAAACUAGCAGACAAGCUCGAGAAGGUCGGCACUGGUGAGGACGCAACGCCAACCGUGCUGAAGGAUGCCGAGUACGAGAAGGGUGAGCCAAGUGCUCAAGCAGCACCCGCGCUCGCACCAGCAGAGGACAGCGACAGCGAAGAUGCCGAACCCGAAAUACCCCUCAAGCUGCGAGAGACGUCAAACUUUGGCAAGCCGCUUGGUUCGCUUUAA
Messenger RNA from Diaporthe citri, 753 nucleotides. RefSeq lists its product as uncharacterized. The transcript has a single exon. Lineage: Eukaryota; Fungi; Ascomycota; Sordariomycetes; Diaporthales; Diaporthaceae. The record is from RefSeq and is a predicted model, not a curated record. Bases 1 to 753 code for a protein of 250 amino acids.